This is a messenger RNA of Yamadazyma jaroonii, 1773 nucleotides long. NCBI's taxonomy places the organism in Eukaryota, Fungi, Ascomycota, Pichiomycetes, Serinales, Debaryomycetaceae. The record is from the annotation of a GenBank genome assembly.
AUGUCUGAAAUUAAAAAAGAUAUCAUUGACGUUCCAGUUGAUGAAAAGGUCAAUCCUAUUGAAGCUAAUGAUUCCGCUGAUGGUUCAUUCAAACCUUUAGAUAGUGAUAAAAAAGAAGAAACUGUAAGUUUAACUGAAGAUGGUGAUGAAGCUACCAUGGAAGAUUUAAAAACCUUAAGACAUGUCUCAGGUAAGAUUCCUUUAAGAGUUUGGUUAGUCGCUAUUGUUGAAUUAGCUGAAAGAUUCUCUUAUUAUGGUUUAUCAACUCCUUUCCAAAAUUAUAUGCAAAACGGUCCUGAAGAUACUCCAAAAGGUUUAUUAAAAUUAGGUUCUCAAGCUGCUACUGCUUUAUCAUAUUUCUUCCAAUUCUGGUGUUAUGUUACUCCAAUUCUUGGUGCUUAUAUCUCAGAUUCUUAUUUGGGUAAAUAUAAAACCAUUUGUAUGGCUUGUGGUAUUUAUAUUGCUGGUAUUUUCAUUUUAUUCAUGGGUUCUAUUCCUUCAAUUACUACCAGAAAUGCUGCUAUUGGUACUUAUGUUGCUGCCAUUAUUAUUAUUGGUAUUGCUACUGGUUUCAUUAAAUCAAAUGUUUCCCCAUUAAUUGCUGAUCAAAUUCCAAAAGAAAAACCAACUAUCAGAGUUUUAAAAUCUGGUGAAAGAGUUGUUGUUGAUCCAGCUAUUACUAUUCAAAAUGUUUUUAUGAUCUUUUAUGCUAUGAUUAAUAUUGGUUCUUUCUCCAUUGCUGCUACUACUCAAUUAGAACACAGAGUUGGUUUCUGGGCUGCUUUCCUUUUACCUUUCUGUUUCUUCUUUGUUGGUGUUUUUGCCUUAGUUAUUGGUAAAAAUCAAUAUGUUAAACUUCCAGUUAGUGAUAAAAUCGUUGCUAAAUGUUUCAAAGUCGCUUAUAUUGGUAUUAAAAACAGAUUUAACUUAGAUUCUGCUAAACCAUCAAACAAUCCAGAAAAGAACUAUAACUGGACUGAUCAUUUUGUUGAAGAAGUUAAAAGAGCUACCAAAGCUUGUAAAGUCUUUGUUUUUUUUAUCGUUUUCUGGACUGUUUAUGGUCAAAUGACUAACAAUUUCGUUUCUAUGGCUGGUCAAAUGGAAACUCAUGCCAUGCCAAAUGAUAUGUUACAAGUUUUCAACUCAUUAGCUAUUGUUAUUGCUGUUCCAUUAUGUGAUAGAUUAAUUUAUCCAUUCAUUAGAAGAUUCACUCCUUUAAAAUCCAUGACCAGAAUUUUCAUUGGUUUCAUGUUUUCAGCUUCCGCCAUGGUUUAUGCUGCUGUAUUACAACAUUAUAUUUAUAAAGCCGGUCCUUGUUAUGAUGCUCCAAUGGCCUGUGCUCCUGAAUAUUCAAACACUCCAAACCGUGUUCAUGUAGCUAUUCAAGCUCCAGCUUAUGUUUUAAUUGGUUUAUCAGAAAUUUUUGCCAACAUUACUGGUUUAGAAUAUGCUUAUACUAAAGCUCCAAUUUCAAUGAAAGCUUUUGUUACUUCAUUAUAUUUACUUACCACUGCUUUCGGUUCUGCUAUCGGUAUUGCUUUAGCUUCUGUUUCUGUUGAUCCAAAAUAUGUUUGGUUAUAUACUGGUUUAGCUGUUGCUACUUUCAUUUCUGGUUGUAUUUUCUGGAUCUUAUUCCACCAUUAUAAUGACCAUGAAGAAGAAUUAAAUCAAUUAGAAUAUGACCAAACCGACAACGUCGCCAAAGAUGUUUUCCCAGGUGAAGGGUUAGCACCAAUUGCUUCAGUUUCAAAAUCUAUUAGAUCUGUUGUAUAA